GGGCCGCGCCUUCACGCCCCUCUUCCGGCGUUGAGCGGGGAGGCCUCUGUCGCUUAGCAACACAGGAGUCGCAGUCGCCGGGCUCUGGCGCCCUUUCCCUGACAGGGCUGUGUCCAAGUUGGUAGUGUGAGGCGCCACGCUGUCACGUGCCAGGCCGUAGGGGACCAUGGAGAGAAAGGAGGAAAAGCAGCAACAGCAUAACAUAGAAGAUGCUGGAAUAGCAUGUAUAACUGAAAGAAAAGAAGAAAUCAAACAUGAAAAAAAUCCUGGAAAUAGCAUACAGCAUUCAAAGCCUUGUGUCAGGAGAGGACGUGUAAAUUAUGCUAAAUUCAUUAACACAAAGGCAAGAACAUACAAUGAACCAGUUCCCUACAUAGAUCCCAAAAAGGGGCCAGAAGAGCAGAGUGACUGGUGGUCACAUGGUGAAGCAAUAGAAUAUACCUCCCAACCACUUUAUGAUACUCAAACUACCCAAAGAAGUGACUUCCGAAAACCAACAUGUCCACUGGUUUUGCCUAUCAAACACAGCAGGCUGCAGAAGCCUUCUUGUGGAAUAGUGCCACUUGCCUGUCCAGAUGCAUCAGCAGAACUUCAAAACAAUUUUAUCAAAUACAUCUCUUUUAUACAUCAAUAUGAUACCAGAAAUUCUCCCAAUGAGCCCAUCCCGGGAAAGAGACAUGGAGCUUUUGUGCAGAGAGAGAUAAAACCAGGGAGUAGGCCAAUAGUUCCUACGGGAACAGAGGUAUUAUUGAAUGCUCUGGGGUCAUGUUCAUCAGAACAGUCAAAAAAAACAGAGAAAGGAAAUUCGGCAGGAAGCAGAAUGAUCUCACCAGGUCUCUGCCAACAAAAUUCCCAAGAGCUGUUAGAGACUAAAACUCACUUAUCAGAAACAGACGGCAGACAAACAGCCAAGUCACACCCCAGAAGCCCUGAGAAAAGGGAGAAGAUUGCAGGCAUCUUUCAGACAACUCUAGGACAUUCUCUUCUCACCAGACAUAAGCCUUUAAAUCCAUCAAUAAAAAAUCAGGAUAAGUUACCUUUUUCAGAUAAAAACACAAUCCCUGGAAUGUAGGGAAAUUUCAUAAUCAUUAUUGAGGUGCUGGCACUUGCUUUUGUUAUCAAAAAACCCAAAAUAUGUAGUUUACAUAAAUAGGAAAGAGGGGAGAAAAGGCAAAUUCAAACCACAUUUUAAUAGUGAUAUCCAAUGAGAUAGAUUAUAAGACAUUAUUUCAUAACAUAAUUUAUUAAAAAAAACCUAGUUUUGCAUACAGUGAACAUUACUAACACGUAUAAACUUUUGAAGGAGAAGCCUUAUUGGUCAUUAAGGUUCUGAAAUCAAAACAAACUGGUUUUUAGAAUGUUGGCUCUACAUCAUAUGAGCUGUGUAAGUGGGGAUAAGUUACUUAACCUCUCUAGACUUCAGUUUUCUCAUCAAUAACGUUAGCAAAAUAGCAACUUCAUAAGAUUAUUGAUCAUGAGAUUAUGUGUGUUUUGCAGGGGUUUUCUUGUUUGUUUUUGUUUUUUUUAGUACCAGGGAUCGAACUCGGGUCCUU
Messenger RNA from Heterocephalus glaber (naked mole-rat), 1553 nucleotides. RefSeq names its product ciliary microtubule inner protein 6 (gene Cimip6). The record is from RefSeq and is a predicted model, not a curated record. NCBI's taxonomy places the organism in Eukaryota, Metazoa, Chordata, Mammalia, Rodentia, Bathyergidae.